This is a messenger RNA of Procambarus clarkii (red swamp crayfish), 7916 nucleotides long. It is a transcript of the gene Cad88C, whose product is annotated as cadherin 88C. NCBI's taxonomy places the organism in Eukaryota, Metazoa, Arthropoda, Malacostraca, Decapoda, Cambaridae. Gene Ontology annotation, biological process: cell morphogenesis; calcium-dependent cell-cell adhesion; cell-cell junction assembly. Gene Ontology annotation, molecular function: cadherin binding; calcium ion binding. Gene Ontology annotation, cellular component: adherens junction; plasma membrane; catenin complex. The record is from RefSeq and is a predicted model, not a curated record.
CCCUGCCGCCAUACGGGGAGGGUGUGCUCGCGCGUGGCGUGUGUGUGCGUGUGAGAGUGGAGUGUACCAGGGUGUAGUAGAGGCUCUCAACUCUCAAUCUUCUUCCUGCAGAAACGAUAAUACAAACCAGCAUUGUGUGUGUGUGUAUUUAAACGUAUCGUGUGUUAAAAAAAAAGCGACCAAGUUCCCUGAACAUGGAAAUGUAAUCUUCUUGUUGUGAGAGAAAAGCAAAAGUGAAUUACCGACCGAAACGUUAUACUACAGUUCCAAAUUUGAGGCUGACCAGGAGUACGUGUCGCCUCGGUCCUCAGGUGUUGUGAAACGGGCGUCCUGGGAGUGGGGUCCUCGGCCGGCAGGAAAUUACCAGCGGCACGAUUCAAUUGCUCAUCCAUUCCUUAGCCCGUGUCUCGGCGACCACGUGACCUGCCUGAGACCCGCUCAAGGAAUCUGUUCAAGGCCUGGGAACCACAAGAGCCUCGUGGAUUCCUGCAGGCGCGGGGAGCGUCACGACACGACUGUGACACCGCUGGAGAACACCGUCCUGGCGGGACCUGACACUUCUGAUCUCCCCGAGGGCCUUCUUUGCCAGCGGUGGCAGGCGGCGGCGAAGGCGCCCAGUCCUUCGUCUGGAGUGUGGAGACCCGCCCGCAGCAUCAUGACGCACGGCAGAGGCUGAUGUGCGGGAGAGAAAAGAAGAAAGUGCAACGUGAAGGAAGGGGCGUCCGCCUCCCGAGGCUGGCUGUCACCCGGUGUGCCAGUGCCAGGAGGCGCACUGCCUGGUGGCACCGACGGCCAUGUCGAGAUGUGUAGUUAUUACCCCGCUUGCCAGACAAUUUUUUCCUUGAGACUUGGUAACGGGGGCCGGCUGCCACCAUGUGCGCGCGACGACGGCAGCCCUCUGUACGCUGUGCGACACGCACAGUUGAGGACGCGUCACGGAGCGCCUGCGAUGCCGUGUGGAGGAGACCGUGUGUCACAGUCAGUGCCGUGUCUAGUGACGCCAUGACCGAGAAAUGUGUACACAGACCUAGAGCGCGGUGGCACAGACCCAGGCCAGUCGGUCUGCUCUCUGCUCCACAAGUGGCAACAGUGGUCCCGUUAAGAGUGCCUCGUUACGAUGACUCGCUGCACUACGAGUUAAUCACCAGUGUAGAUACGCAAAUUUCAGACAUGAGAAACGUGCGACCGGACCCACGACCUUUUAUACGGGAGUGUCCGCCCCGCUCCACGGACACCCAUGGCACACAGGGCACCCAUAGGCCUACACCCGCCUCCAUACAGCGGGUGGGGCGACCCUGGUUGUUACUACAGAAGGCGUGGUUGGCGGUGGUGGUUGUUGUGGCACUGGUGGGGCCUCUGGUGCCACCUGUGGCAGCCAACACCCCUCCGAGGUUCGUCUUGAACGGCCAGAGCGAGAUUGUUAUACGCCUGACGGAGGGGGAAGCGACGCCUGUCGGCUCCAAGAUCACCACCCUGCGCGGCUCAGACCCCGACGGCGACGCCCUCGCCUUCGGUGUGAGAGGAGUCGAAGGACAAGACCUGCUGAGGAUCGAGCAGAACGGUGCAACAGAGGCGAAUGUGUACCUGAAAAAGGCCUUGGACAGAGAGAUCAAAGACGAGUACACGGUGGUGCUGACACUGACGGACAACAAGCUGGGCGAGGGACAGUUCAUCACACAGUCUAUGCUGCUCCUGGUAGAGGACAUCAACGACAACGAGCCCAUCUUCCGACCGUACGAGUCCUCGCUGGCCGUGGACGAGAACGCCCCGCCACAGGUGCUGGCUACGCUGCUUGCCACUGACCAGGACGAAGGGCCCUUCGGUCAGGUUAUCUACCGUCUGGAGGCGGACUCUGAAAGCGACGCAGAGAAGUUCACUGUGAACACCGUGGACGGGAAGGGCGUGUUGAGGCUGGUCGGUGACCUGGACUACGAGAGGAAGUCUCUGUACCAGCUCAGAGUGCUGGCGGUCGACCGUGCCAUCAGCGGGCGGGUGAACACGGGCACGGCAGCCCUGGUGGUGCGGGUGAAGGACGUGGAGGACCAGCCCCCGCAGUUCAUCCAGGCGCCGCCCGUCACCCGCAUCCCCGAGGACAUCUCCGUCAACUCCGGCGUCCUCGAGGUGAAAGCGGUGGACGGAGACCGGGGCGUGAACAACCACAUCACCUAUUCCAUCCUGGAGGGCGAUAAGGGCCUCUUUCAGCUGGACCAAAACUCCGGCGUCUUGUACGUGAAGAAGCCGCUGGACCGCGAGAGUCCUCUCUCUAACAACGGCGCCUUUAUUAUCAAGAUCCAGGCCCAAGAGGAGAGCGGGGUAGUGGACCCGCCGCCCACCAUGACGACGGAGGUGACGGUGCUGCUGGAGGAUGUGAACGACGAGACGCCCACCUUCAAGGCUGCUCACUACGUGGCCGAGAUCGCCGAGGGCUCCCAGUUCAACAGUCCUGUCAACCUCAUCGGUGAAGCCAUCCCCGAAGUGUACGACCACGACCAGGGAAAUAAUGGCACCUUCAGGAUGUUCUUGGAGGGUGACGGAGGUAUGUUCGACGUCACUCCUCCUGAAGGAGUCAACUUUGCUUCCUUCCUCAUACGCGUCAAAAACCCGGCACUGCUCGAUUAUGAAAAAGUCAAAGUGGUGAACUUCACCGUGGUGGCACGGGAGACGGUGGCUGACAGACCCAAGUCCUCCUCCGCCCUGGUCACCGUCCACAUACGAGACACCAACGACAAUUUCCCUGUCUUCAAGGAGGACCAGUACCAGGUGUUGAUUCCGGAGGACGCGGCGGUGGGGGCCACCCUCGUCUGGGUCCAGGCCGCUGACCCCGACAGUGGCACCUUCGGCACUAGCGGCAUCAGGUACACCGACCUCAGGGGCGCUCUUGCCGACAAAUUGGAGAUGAACCACGAGACAGGUGUGAUUACUCUGAAAGAGCCCGGGGCACUAGACCGAGAGAGUGUGGCUGAACAUUAUCUCACUGUGGAGGCCAGGGAUGACCUCGGCAGAGGCAACAGGAACACAGUGGUAGUGAAGGUGGUGGUAGAAGAUGUGAACGACCAUCCACCAGUGUUCUUCCAGCGGCGGUAUGAGGCUCGUCUAUUGGAGAACUCGGCUACUUUCCCUGAGCCCUUUGUUAUCACAGCCAGGGACGAUGAUCUUAAUGGUACUAUGAACCACGAGGUGCGGUAUACUAUCCUGAGCGGCGACCCCCAGAGCAACUUUACAAUUCACCCUCUGACGGGAGAGAUCAAGCCCUCGGCACCACUUGACUUUGAGGCCAUCGACCAAGAGGGAGAUAUUCGAUAUUUUAACCUCACUGUCAAGGCGUUCGACCUCGGGGAGCGACCGUUGAGCAGCGAGGCGACGGCCCUGGUGUAUGUGGCCGACGUCAACGAUCACGCCCCACAGUUCGACCGUGUUCUCUACAGGAAGGCUAUACCCGAGGACACGCCUCCUGGCACCUCCGUCACACAGGUGUUUGCACGUGAUGAAGAUGGCUCUUCAGUGAACAAAAAUGUGGUAUUUCGCAUCCAACAUGGAGCACAGGAUAAGUUUGUUAUGGAGGCAGACACUGGGGUGAUUUCUGUGGCCCAGGGUGCACUACUUGACCCAGACAGGACAGAGCCUAGGGCCACUACCUAUAUCCUGGAAGUGAUUGCUCUGGAUGGUGGUAUUGGUACCGCCCAGCUCCAAGCAAGGACAGUUGUCAACAUCACAAUUUUAGAUGUGAAUAACAAACUGCCCAUCUUUAAGGAUCCUGGAACAGUCAGAGUGUUCGAAAAUGAAGAUAUUGGUUCAUAUGUGCAUCGCGUUGAGGCUGUGGACCUGGAUGCUCGCCCUCGCCUCCGUUACUCAAUUGAUGCCGAGAGUUCUGAAGCCAGAAAUGAGGAGGGUGCCAUUGUUAAGCCAUCAGAGUAUGAUUUUGCUGGUGCUUUCGAGAUUAGUCAAGUGGAAGGUGUUAUCCGAACCGCAAAUCAAUUGGAUCGAGAGCAAGUUGAAGUAAUAAGACUUGUUGUUGUGUGUGAGGAUAUAGAAGCUGCAACAGAGAAGCAAACAGCCACAGCCACAUUGACCAUCAUUGUUGAAGACACCAAUGACAAUGACCCUCAUUUCCGUAAAUCAUUUUACCGAAGAAGCGUUGCGGAAAAUGCUAAGAAAGGAACGACAAUCGUGACUGUUGUGGCAGAUGAUGUGGAUAAGAAUCGUACAAUCUCUUAUUCUUUGCAAGGACCAUCUGAGAUAUUGUCUCUAGUGAAGCUGGAUCAUGAAACUGGUGAAAUUGUUGUGGCUGAACGUGUAGAUCGUGAACAGUUCUCGUGGCUGAACUUCACUGUGCAAGCUACUGACUCAGGCGUGCCUCCUCGCUCUAAUGUAGCAGAUGUUGUAGUUCAGGUAAUUGAUGAGAAUGACAACAACCCAGUUUUUGUGAACCCUCCCACCAACUUGACCAUCAGAGAAGAUGCACCUCCUGGCACUCAGGUAGCCACCGUCACAGCAGUAGAUGCAGACUCUGAUGAUUAUGGAAUGGUAACUUACCUUCUUGACAGGAAGUCCUCACAUGGAAAAUUUAAGAUUGACCCUGAUACUGGAGAUAUAACGGUGGCCUCUGCCUUAAACCGUGAGGAGUUGAGUACCUUCAUACUUCUUAUUGAGGCUUGGGAUAACUAUCAAUUUGGAUAUUCUACAGGAGAGUCUAGGAAUGCCUUCAUGCAGAUUGGUGUUACAGUGGCGGACAUAAAUGAUGAAGCCCCAGUUUUUGAAGAACGGGAAGGGUGCACAAUGAUUACAGAGUUCCACGAACCCAGAGAUACAGUCACUGUUGUCAGAGCUUCUGAUGGAGACGAUCCAGCCUCACCCAAUGGCCGAAUUCUUUUUACUAUUGAGGGUGGCAAUGAAAAAGGUUUAUUUGAUGUUCGUAUGAUAGAACAAACUGCUGCUCAGAUAUUUGCUGCCAAACCAUUGGUAGGGCAGUAUGGCAACUACUCCUUAAUGAUACAGGCACAAGACAGAGGAUUUCCACCAAAUUCUGUUACAUCACAGAUCAAUAUUUGUGUGUCGGAUUUUAAUGAUCAUGCACCUCAGUUUGUGUCACCAUCAGUUAAUCUAACAAUUCACAUUCCUGAGAAUGCCACAGUUGGAAGUUUGGUGAUCCAGGUACGAGCCACAGAUGAAGAUAUUGGAAUCAACGGAGCUGUGCGUUACAGAAUCUUAAAGGAUGCUUUGGGUAACUGGCAAACAUUCACCAUUGAUCAGGUUACAGGAGCAAUACUUCUUCAAAAGACACUUGAUCGGGAAAGACAGAAGAUUUAUGAGAUUCGUGUGGAAGCAUAUGACCAAGGGGUUCCCGCACCACUCUCCAGUGAUCUUGACCUCACCAUUUAUGUCAGAAAUGUAAACGACUUUGAGCCCCAGUUUUUAUUAGAUGAGGUUACAGUGAAUUUUACAGAACAUAAGGCAGCAGGUGCAGAGAGGGCAAAGCUAGCAGAUACAGUAGACUUGGAUGAUAUUGAUGAAGACAAAACUGCCCACGUGUGCUAUUUUAUCGUUGGUGGAGAUGAAUAUGGAACUUUUAGUCUUGAUAGUUUUUCGCAUGAAAUUAUGACACUGAAGGAGCUGGACCGUGAGGUUGAAGAUCACUACACAUUGCUGAUCAAGGCCACAGAAGACUGUCUUACGAUACCCGAGCCAGUUGCCUUCUUCGACCCCAGGGAUGACACAAUUUUAAAAGUACAUGUCUUUGUUAAUGACAUAAAUGAUAAUGCUCCAAAGUUCACUCGUGAAGUGUUCACAGGAGGCAUAACCACUGCAUCGCACUUCGGCCUCGAGAUCAUGAGAUUAACUGCAAUUGAUCCAGAUGCUCGGGAAAACAGUCGUUUAAGAUACUACAUGGAUGGUCGUGUGCAAGAGACCCUUUCAGAAAAUCUUGAUAAUGUCCGCAGAUCUCCCUUCAUUGUUGAUCCAGUUUCUGGAAUUGUGAAGUUAAAUUUUGAUCCACAAAAGGGCAUGAAAGGAUACUUUGAUUUUAAGGUCUAUGUUAAUGACUCAAGUGGCUGGAGUGAUCGAGCUCGCGUGUUCAUAUACCUUCUGCGGGAAGACCAACGAGUUCGCUUCAUUCUUAGGCAAUCGCCAGAUGAGGUGCGAGAACAGGUAGAGUACUUCCGUGACUAUCUUGGCAAUGUUACCGGAGCUAUUGUGAAUGUAGAUGAUUUUCGAGUACACGAAAAUCAUGAUGGUACCGUUGACAAGACCAAAACAGAUUUGUACCUGCACUUGGUGGAUCGUAAUGAUAACUCUGUUCUAGAAGUGAAGCAAGUUCUGGCGAUGAUUGACAAAAAUGUUGAAUACUUGGACAACCUCUUUAAGGAAUUAAAUGUGUUGGACACUCAGCGUGCAGAGUUGAUUACUGCUGGAACAGCGGAGGAAGACCUUCUGUUUCUGUGGCUGGUUGGUGUGAUCGUAUUCCUGACUCUCCUGCUUGUCCUCACCGUGGCAUUAUGCUUGUCACAGAGAGCACGCUACUCCAGGCAGCUCAAAGCUGCCACUGCCACUGCAUUUGGUGAACCAGGUUCACACGCCACAGGUGUAAACAGAUCAUCCACCGUCCCAAAUACCAAUAUUCACAGUGUUGAAGGAAGCAAUCCAAUAUGGAUGUCUGGGUUUGACAAUGACUGGUACAAAGACGAGGACUCACUGAGGUAUCAACAUUUUGUCCACCAAAGUGAGGGAAAUGACAGUUUAGAUGACAACGCUGUGGACACCUCUCUCUCGCCAAGAGGGGAUCGUGAUAUGCCCUACAUUACUCAAACCAAUGUUCCUAAUCCCUUAUCAAGGGAAUCCAGUACGGUGGGUUCCAAUACCCAGCUGAUGAACCACGAACAUCAGAACAUCAAUGACACUUACCGAGCAAACCUAUACCAAACUUUCCACAAAAUUGCUAACCCUCUCAUGGAUAAAAAACUUGAGACUACUGAACUUUGACAUACAAAUAUAGAAAUAAGGAAUGAAAGUGACUGUUAAUUCGAGUCGAGGUUCUUGAGACAGUUCAGUACACCAGAAGUUGUGAUGAAAAAUGUUAGAGGAACCUAAGUUGCGAGUGCAAUACUGUGUGAAAUAUCUAGUUCCUUAUCUUACUCCCUUUGCACUGUGGGGUGUAGAUAAUUUGUGAUAAUGGUCUGAUUUGCCUGUUUGCUAAGUCAAGUUAGAUGUCAAGCUCUUGUGACAUUUUGGACAAAUGGGUGAUCAAAAAACUUAAAUAUCUGUUGCAUUUUUUUGCAAGUAGAGAUGUACUUCAACUAAACUAUGAAGAAAAACCUUGCUUGACAUGCAUACAUAAAAAGACUGAUGAAUUUUUGCUCAGAUUUAUUGUAUUGCAAAGUGAAAUAUUGCAUCUUAGUCUAGUAACUAGAAAAGUUACUGCUAAAACUAGAAACUGGAGAAAUGGCAUUAUAUACAUUUGCAGUAGAUCUAUGACUUGGUUAUUCCACAGUUUAUUCUAUAUUCAGCUGGUUUUCUUUAUUAUAUCCUCAAAUCUACUCUUGUAUCUGUGUAAACUUAACAAUAUUUAACAUGUUCUGAUUUUUUUUUUUAAUGAUGCUCACUUUGUAUAUUCAUUUAACUAGUGCGUGACAUGACUUGACAGCAAUAUUAUCAAGUGCCUAAAUAUUUAUGUAAACAAGUUUAUUCCCAUUUCAUAAUGAAAUGUAUGCAUUUCAUAUUGUCAUCAUACAACGACUUGCUGCAGCUAAUCAGCAUUUUGGGUGCAUUGCUCCACAUUGUAGAUAUAUGUUCAUACAUUUAUAUUAUAUACAAAAUGCAUUGACUAGUGUGUAAUUAGUCAGAAUUUGAAAUGCUGUAUUUGAUACAACGAACUUAAAUUAGAAUAGCACAUUGUACAAAUAAAGUCAUUGUACAGAUUGUCA